Molecule: messenger RNA, 2211 nt
Organism: Symbiodinium sp. CCMP2592
Lineage: Eukaryota; Dinophyceae; Suessiales; Symbiodiniaceae
Source: the annotation of a GenBank genome assembly
AUGUCUGGUGAGCUCUUGCCGGCUACCGACGCUGUGCUCCGAACGGCCCAGCCCAGCGUUGCAAGUCUCCGGGAGGCACUCAGGCCUUUUCUCUGGCAGCUGGGGAAGUAUCCACAAGCCAGCACUCGGGUCUUGAGCGAGCUCGGGCGCCUGAAGAGGGCAUCGCUCGCGCUGCUGGUGUUGGAUGCUUUGCGGAGCUGCUCUUGUGAGGUGAACGCCUUCCAUUUCGGUGCAUGCAUCAAUGCAUGUGCCAAGGCCGAAUCCUGGAGACCUGCUUUGGGGCUUCUGCAGCAGAUGCAAGCCGUGCGCGUGGAGCAUAAUACGGUAACCUUCAGUGCCUGCAUCAAUGCAUGCGAGAAGUGCCACAAGUGGGAGUCUGCUGUGGAGCUGUUGUCUCAGAUGACACGGAAGAGGGUGGACAAAAACUUGAUUACUUACAGCGCCUGCAUCAGUGCAUGUGCUACUUCCGGCCAGUGGGAGCAGUCGCUGAGCCUGCUGCACAGCAUGCGAUCUUCAACGAUUUCACCAGACCUGGUGGCCUGCAAUGCAUGCAUCACGAGCUGCGCCCGGGGAGCUCAGUCGCAAAUGGCUGCUGGGCUCUGGCAGGAGAUGCCAAGCUUGCGGCUGAGCCCUGAUGUAGUUUCCUACAGCGCUGUCUUCGAAGCCUGUGAAGAGACCAGGCAAUGGGAGCAGACAAUGCAACUCUGUGAGCAAAUGCAACACCAAAGCGUUCAGCUCGAUGACUUCGGAUACAAUGCUGUCAUUGGCGCCUUCUCGCGCGCCGGGAAGUGGGACUUGGCGUUGCGAAUGCUGGCGCUGAAGGAGUCAAGCGGCUACGCGGUCGACGUCCAUGCCUGCAGCGCCUCAGUGAGUGUCUGCGAGAGGGCCGGCCGUUGGGAGGAGGUUUUGAGGCUUUGGCCGACACUGCAGAAGGUGCAAGAGGAGGCCAACCGGAAAGAGAGUCAGCUCUAUGAGUUCAGCUCGACUGGCCCAGAGGACAUCACGAAACACCUGGAGAGGGCGCUGGAGCUACAGUGGCUUGUUGGGUAUCCGUUCCUGGCCGCAGGCCACGAUCAGCUCACCCAUGGCUUCUACAAGUAUGUUGCAGGAAUGCAGGCCUUGUGUGCUCGGGCGCUUUUCGUGCUGAUCCCUGAGGCCAAGACUGUCAUGGACAUGUUCUGCGGAUCGGGCACCGUUCUCGUGGAGGGACGUGCUGCUGGCAAGGACGUGAUUGGUUGCGACGUGUCGCCUCUUGCGCUCUUUGCGGCAGCACACCACACCGACGCCCAAGGCCUCGAUCUCGAGUUAUUCCUUGCGAAAAGCCGAGAGCUUGCUCAUGGCAUGAGGCUGAAGAGCCAAACUUGGAAGUAUCUGCGCUCCCGGAUCGCAAAGGAGGAGCCCGGUGGGCUCCGGGAUGCUCUGCACUUUGUGCUCCUGGUCUCUUUGAGCCGAGCUCGUGAUCGGACCUACCUCCAUUCUUCUUCAAAGGAGUGGGGAGACCGUGGGCUCGCCGGGGAAGCCUCAGAAGGCCUUUUGGAGGAGGACCUCAUGGAGGCGCCGGCCCUGUUUCAUGGUGUCGCCCAGCUCUAUGCCGCGCGGCUCCGGUCCCUGCGGGAGGCCAUGCCCAGAGAAGGCGACGUCCGGAUCCAUCGCUGUGACAAUCGGAUUCUGCGGCUUCCAGAGCAGGUGGAUGCGAUCAUCACCGGCCCGCCGUAUCCUGGAGUCUAUGACUAUCAUGAACCAGCAAGUGCUUCCGCCGAUCUUCUCGGUGGUCAGAUUCUCUACGACUUCUGUGCGCCAGGUUCCACUGUGGGCGGUGGCCGAGUGCCCACAGUGGAAGACCAGGCGGGCCACCUGGGCUUGAGCUCAUCCGACUAUGCCCCAGGAAGGGAGAUCGGACAAAACCGUGACUGGCUUGAGGAAGGCACGGAUUACGUAUCCAAGUGGCGUGAGGAGCAAGAAGCCUGGCUUGCCUCGGCCUUCAGGAAUCUCCGUGCUGGAGGAACGUCCACGCUAAUGAUCGGCGACGGCGAUGCGGCAGCAAUGGGCGACGGCGGCUUCGACAACUUGAGACCCACAGUGGAGGCAGCUGAGAAGGUCGGCUUUCGCCUGAUAGCGACAGCUUCAAUCCGAGGAAAGAGCAAGCAUCCAAAGCAGCCGAAAGGCAUGAAGCGAACAGAGCAUAUGGUGCACUUGCUCAAGCCACCGUGA